Brassica oleracea var. oleracea is the source of this 696-nucleotide messenger RNA. RefSeq lists its product as uncharacterized. The transcript has a single exon. The coding region runs from base 1 to 696 and encodes 231 amino acids. NCBI's taxonomy places the organism in Eukaryota, Viridiplantae, Streptophyta, Magnoliopsida, Brassicales, Brassicaceae. The record is from RefSeq and is a predicted model, not a curated record.
AUGGGAGACGACAACACGAUUAUACGCACAAAGGAAUUCACACCACCAACCAUCCAAUGUCCCAUACUGAACGCUACAAACUAUACGGUAUGGAGCAUGAGGAUGAAAGUCUUACUGAAGAUCUAUAAAGUUUGGGAAACCAUCGAACCUGGCAUGGAGGAUAUAGACAAGAACAAUAUCGCGAUUGGAUUACUGUUUCAAGCAAUCCCGGAGGCUAUGAUACUGCAAGUCGGCGAGCAAGAGACUUCCAAAGGGAUAUGGGACGCGGUCAAAGCACGCAACGUAGGAGCUGAUCGUGUCAAAGAAGCGCGUCUACAAACCCUCAUGACCGAAUUCGACAGGAUCAAGAUGAAAGACUCAGACACUAUAGAUAGCUUCUCGGGGAAGUUGUCAGAGAUGGGGUCUAAAUCAGCGGCACUUGGAAAGAUCAUUGAAGAAAAUAUUCUAGUAAAGAAAUUCUUAAAUAGUCUACCAAGGAGCAAGUACAUACAGAUCACAACAUCUCUCGAGCAAGUUUUGGAUUUAAAUACUACUCCGUUUGAAGAUAUAAUCGGGAGAUUGAAAGCUUACGAAGAAAGAAUUCUUGAUGACGAUCAAGAUGCACAAGGAAAGCUCUUAUAUUCAGAUUCAUAUCAACAAAACAAUGGAGCUCGAGGGAGAGGCCGUGGUCGUGGAGGAAGAGGAUACAGAGGAUGA